UCGGGGGGCGCGUAAGUCACAUUAGGGAAGAGGUUGGUCACCACUGGCUACGCUCCUCCAGCAGCGAGCACUUCAAAUGUGCGGCGCACUCGGCUCUCUCCAUACCGCAAACAUUAACAGAGCUUUUUGGAAAGACCUUUCCUGUUGUUCGCUGUCGUCCGUCACCUCAGACACCUAACUGCAAAUGACGGAGAUAGAUCAAGUACAGAAGAACUUCUCCUGCCGUAUAUCAUGCGACCUGGGAUGGAACAUGGUUUGUCUGAGACAGUUCUCGCGGAGCUGAAACCUCGUUGAAUAACCUGGAACUCUGUUUUCGUUCAUUAUGGAUAAGAAUGCGCUGACGGGGGUUAAAGUUUUUGUUCUGGGUAUUCUCGUUAACACCUUGAUGACCAGCGCCCUCUCAGAGACGGAGGGCUUGGAGCUGGGCUUCACUCGCCGGCCGCUGGUCUUGUGUAACGAGACGCGUCUGCUGCAGGAGAUGGAGGUGUGCGGAGACGUGUUCACGAGGCAGAUGACCCACGUGGACGCACAGCACUGGUGCAACCUCACACACUUCCUCAGUGAGUACCACCUGUUCUCCUCGUGUACGGAGAAGAACUCGGAGCGCAUCGGCUGCUUCUGGCCCAACCCGCUGGUGGAGGGCUUCAUCAUCCGCGUCCACAGGCGCUUCUUCGCCAACUGCACGGUGGAGCGGGUGGUGUGGGCGGACCCGUCGGACGACCUGCUGGCCGCGCUCAUCCUGGUGCCCAUCCUGCUCACGCUCGCCAUGAUCGCCCUCGUCGUCUGGUGCAGCAAGCGCAGCGACAUCCUGGCCUAGAGACGCCACCCGCCCACCCACCCACCCACCGGGCCGCCCGAUUGGCUGAGACGGGAAAGAAGCCGGGACUUUGGAACUGAAGACAUUCCUUUUGGUUGUCAUGAUUGGCUCAUUGAGGAGAAGACAUUCCUUUUGAUUGUCAUGAUUGGCUCAUUGAGGAGAAGACAUUCCUUGUUAUUGUCAUGAUUGGCUCAUUAAGGAGAAGACAUUCCUUAUUAUUGUCAUGAUUGGCUACUGCUUGACAUGGGACAUUCCACACCACAUGAUCGGGAAUGGGACCUGUUGCUAUGUGGCCACAGCGUGCUAUUCUGACUUUAGCAUCACCAUGGCAAUCUGGUCCCAUGAGCCCACACCUUGAGCCCAGCACUCACCUGUAUCAUCCUCACAGCCCAUCAUGAUGUUACCUUGGUUACCUGUAUCAACCUCACCCCCAUCAUGAUGUUACCUUGGUUACCUGUAUCAUCCUCACACACCCAUCAUGAUGUUACCUUGGUUACCUGUAUCAACCUCACCCCCAUCAUGAUGUUACCUUGGUUACCUGUAUCAUCCUCACACACCCAUCAUGAUGUUACCUUGGUUACCUGUAUCAACCUCACACCCAUCAUGAUGUUACCUUGGUUACCUGUAUCUUCCUCACACCCAUCAUGAUGUUACCCUGGUUACCUGUAUCAUCCUCACACAGCCAUCGUGAUGUUACCCUGGUUACCUGUAUCAUCCUCACACACCCAUCAUGAUGUUGCCCUGGUUACCUGUAUCAUCCUCACAUCCAUCAUGAUGUUACCCUGGUUACCUGUAUCAUCUUCACAUCCAUCAUGAUGUUGCCCUGGUUACCUGACCCUUGAGUACUCACCUGUAGCAUCCUCACACGUCCACCAUGGACUCCUCCCCCACACAUUCCAUUGUAUGGUGUACAGGUAUGGAGGCCCAGGAGGACCAAAAUAGUGGAUUUGUAUGAUUGGUAACAAGUGUCCCUCUGCAGGGGGAGGGACAUUGGUUCUCUGUUGUGUGGAGAUGUGUAAUGAUGCCCAAUGGAACCCUUUGAAGACGGCUGUGGCCAGGAUUCCUCCCCCCUGAGGACCAAGCGAACACACUGUGGAAUUUCUCUCCUUUCCUCUCCCCUCCUCUCUCUGCUCUCCUCUUCCUCCUCUUUGGCGUACAAAGUCAUUCAUCAAUUCCCUGGGGAAAGGCCCUGGAUAAUGAAUAUGCCAAACACUGCAGUCGCUCCACAGAGGAGUUCUCAAGGAGACUUUCCCCUUACCAUGACAACACACUGACAGAGUGGACACACUCAGAAACGCUGGCCUACUGUAACACACACACACACACACACACACACACACACACACACACACACACACACACACACACACACAGCCACACAGCACUCACACAAACACACACACUUCUCAUCGUGGGAUUGACCAUGGGACUGGACAGGCCUGUGUCCUGUUGAGUUUUCGUUUAGCCUUUUCCCUCUUUGGCUGACGUGACGCUGUUCUGCUGAUGCUGAGCUUGCUGUGUGCCAAAACGCAGAUCCCUGCAAAGCUGCCCUCGCUCGUGCGUCCUGUCGCUGUGGAUGCCAUUAGUGACUGCGUGCCAAAUGUUCCGCUGGGAUCCCUUGACGGGCCGUUUUGUUGAUCCCAACAGUAAUUUCAUUUCGCCUGCUUAAUUGUCUCUGUGGAGGUGUGAACACGAAUCACUGUCAGGACUCAACCCAGAGCACAACCCAGAGCAGAAGAUUUAUCUCCUUGCUGGGGUGGGAGGGGAUGCGGGGUCCCUGUACUGUACUGCUAAUUUAAUGUCUGAAUUAAACCACUUAGAUAUAGAGUUGUCAUGGAGACACCACUGUUGUACUUAUUGGACUGAUGACAGCUGAGCCACUUUGUAUACUAUGUACCCCCUCUUCCACCUCAGCCUAUACCCCCCCUCCACCUCAGCCCCCCCCCCCCACCUCAGCCUAUACCCUGACCAUCUGCCCCCCCAGCCUAUACCCUGACCAUCUGCCCCCCCCCCCAGCUUAUACCCUGACCAUCUGCCUCCCUCCACAAUAGACUAUACCCUGACCAUCUACCCCCACAGCCUAUAUCCUGAUCAUACCCCCCCCCCCCCCAGCCUAUACCCUGAUGAUCUGCCCAGACUCAUGUCAAAUGAGGCAUUAAAUAACAGCACUUCAG
Molecule: messenger RNA, 2991 nt
Organism: Sardina pilchardus (European sardine)
Lineage: Eukaryota; Metazoa; Chordata; Actinopteri; Clupeiformes; Clupeidae
Product: receptor activity-modifying protein 3-like
Exons: 4
Coding region: 323-817 (164 amino acids)
Biological process (GO): protein localization to plasma membrane; receptor internalization; intracellular protein transport
Cellular component (GO): membrane; signaling receptor complex; cell surface
Molecular function (GO): coreceptor activity
Source: RefSeq, a predicted model, not a curated record